Mizuhopecten yessoensis (Yesso scallop) is the source of this 747-nucleotide messenger RNA. Its product is annotated as polar tube protein 1-like. The transcript has a single exon. NCBI's taxonomy places the organism in Eukaryota, Metazoa, Mollusca, Bivalvia, Pectinida, Pectinidae. The record is from RefSeq and is a predicted model, not a curated record. Bases 1 to 747 code for a protein of 248 amino acids.
AUGCCUGUGAACAAUCAGUCGUGUACCUCAACUAACUCUAGUCCAAAAUUUAUUGACAUGAACCACCACAAUUCAAACAGUACCAAAUGUGGGGUCAUCAAAAAUACCACGUCGACGACACCUCCCACACCUGGCCAGAUGUCACAUCUCCAGGUUUGGCCGGGGAUUGUAUUACCUCCCACACCUGGCCAGAUGUCACAUCUCCAGGUCUGGCCGGGGAUUGUAUUACCUCCCACACCUGGCCAGAUGACACAUCUCCAGGUCUGGCCGGGGAUUGUAUUACCUAAGACACCUGGCCAGAUGACACAUCUCCAGGUUUGGCCGGGGAUUGUAUCACCUCCCACACCUGGCCAGAUGACACAUCUCCAGGUUUGGCCGGGGAUUGUAUUACCUAAGACACCUAGCCAGAUGACACAUCUCCAGGUUUGGCCGUGGAUUGUAUUCCCUAAGACACCUGGCCAGAUGACACAUCUCCAGGUUUGGUCGGGGAUUGUAUUACCUAAGACACCUGGCCAGAUGACACAUCUCCAGGCUUUGCCGGGGAUUGUAUUACCUAAGACACCUGGCCAUAUGACACAUCUCCAGGUUUGGCCGGGGAUUGAAUUACCUAAGACACCUGGCCAGAUGACACAUCUCCUGGUUUGGCCGGGGAUUGUAUUACCUAAUUCAUCUGGCCAGAUGACACAUCUCCAGGGUUGGCCGGGGAUUGUAUUAUCUAAGAAGGAGAUGUGUCAUCUGGCCAGAUGA